AUGUUUCGAUAUGACAUAUUUCUUAUUUUGCUCUUUCAAUUGCUUACACUUGUUAAUUCUUAUAAACUUAUAGUGCGUGCGCUUCAUACUGCAAAUUACGUGAAUGAUAAAAUUUACUUUCUUGGUGGUGAAACAGAUACAACAUCAUAUACCAAUGAUUUUUUUUAUUUAGACGUUUCGGCACCUUUUACUUUAGAUUCUUUGCCAAUAGUCGAUAUAACCAGCAAGGUUCAGAUUGCUAAACAUCAAAGAGCGACAUCAACCGUGUGUGGUCCUAAUAAAGAUACAAUCUUUCUGUUUGGUGGUACGAUUGAUAUUGAUGAAAGUGCUGCAUCCUUAGUUUAUGCAUUUAACAUUAGCGUUCCACAAUGGACUAAUACAAAUAUUCGAGGAACUCAACCAAAAAGACGUAAAGCGUCAUCAGUCGUAUGUGAUGGAAAUGCAAGGAUGUUUAUAUUUGGAGGUACAAACAGUGAAGGUUAUCAAAAUGAUUUUGAUAUUUUGGACACAGAUCAAUUGACUUGGUCAUUGGGAAGUAGUAAAAAUAUCCCACCUCCCAUGGAAUUGGCUACCGCAAAUUUAUUAUCGAAUGGGAAAAUCGUCUAUCUAGGUGGAUAUAGUAAUGUACAAUUUAUUAACAUGUCAAAGAUUUAUUUAUAUGAUACCAUUAAUGAUGAAUGGUUACGAAUGUUUACUACGGGCACUCCACCAAGUGGUAGAGCAUGGCACUCAGCCGUCUUAACGCAAGAUGGUCGCAUUAUUGUCUACGGAGGAGUUCCUGUUUCUCCUGAUCAACAAUUAUCGGUUCUAGAUACCACCGAAACAAUCUUUAGAUGGAGUAUUCCCGAGAUUAAAUUUACCCCUACAUAUCUUUGUUAUAAAUAUUUUGUUAGAAAUGCAAAUGCGGAAGAAACUGACCCAAUGAUUCCAAAUUUAAUUUAA
Messenger RNA from Funneliformis caledonium, 942 nucleotides. The record is from the annotation of a GenBank genome assembly. Lineage: Eukaryota; Fungi; Glomeromycota; Glomeromycetes; Glomerales; Glomeraceae.